Molecule: messenger RNA, 2447 nt
Organism: Wyeomyia smithii (pitcher-plant mosquito)
Lineage: Eukaryota; Metazoa; Arthropoda; Insecta; Diptera; Culicidae
Gene: Wnt10
Product: protein Wnt-10b
Exons: 6
Coding region: 458-1678 (406 amino acids)
Biological process (GO): neuron differentiation; cell fate commitment; multicellular organism development
Cellular component (GO): extracellular region
Molecular function (GO): cytokine activity; frizzled binding
Source: RefSeq, a predicted model, not a curated record
GCGUUUGUCGGGACGAGGUGCACUUCUGUUCCGGUUUGUGGUGUACAUACAUAGUGUACCGGGUGUUCUUCCGUUUUCCAAAUGCUCUGCCAACCCGGACAAUGUUUGUGCCCGUCAAUGAUCCAAGCUGACACGAGUCUAGUAAUAAUUACAUUGCUUUAGGAUCCGGAAGUGUGCCACAUGGGAUGACGGAUGUGUUCGGUGAACCGGUGUGACGCAUCAGUGAGUUGGUUUUACGAUUUCUGAAUUUUUGUUCGUUGUUUUUUUUGUCGAAGUUUUUCCGGGAAAUCACUCGCUGUUUGCAAUGCGAAAAAUACAUCCCGCGUUGUUGGUGAAUAAUCGGAACACAAAACAAUGGAUUGAUGUCGCUGCUGAAUGUGCCGAUCGAAUAGUGCUAGUGCUAGUGGUUCGGAACCGAACAAUACUGUCGACCGCUGCGGGAAGUGGCCUCUAAGCAAUGAGCAGUUUGAGAAGGCUCUGCAAUGUUAUCAUCGUUUGGUUUGUUUUGAAAGUCGCUGAGAGGAUUGUUUGCAUGCCGGAUGUUCGAGCCACAUGCCGAACGGUCCCGGGACUGACGCGCGAACAGCUGGAACUCUGUUACCGAGCAAGCGAUGUUACGGCCGCAGCCAUCGAAGGACUCGAACUUGGCGUUCGCGAGUGUCAGCAUCAGUUUCAGUGGCACCGGUGGAAUUGCUCGGCGUUGAGCACGAAAAGUCGGAAUCCGCACACGUCCAGUAUGUUAAAAAGAGGCUACCGUGAGAGUGCAUUUGCGUACGCGAUUGCUGCGGCCGGAGUGACACACAGCGUGGCGCGGGCCUGUGCCCAGGGACGGUUGAUUUCCUGCGGUUGCGAUCCGGCAGUCAAUCGAAAAGGAAUGAGCAAAUCGCUGAGGGAAAGCCUGGCGAAGGAGAAGCUGCGGUUUCUGGAUGCAAUCAACGUGAACAGUAUCCUGGUGGAUGACAGCUUAAAGAAGCUCAAAAAUAAACAAGCCAGCCGAUGGAAGUGGGGCGGCUGCUCGCAUAACAUGGCCUUCGGGGUAGAAUUUUCCGAGCUGUUCUUGGACACCCGGGAGAAAGGAGGCGAUAUUCAGUCGCAAAUUAACCUGCACAAUAACAACGCUGGCCGAAGGGCCGUUUCCAACAACAUGCAGGUUCGUUGCAAAUGUCACGGAAUGUCCGGUAGCUGUCAACUGAAGACAUGCUGGAAAUCGGCUCCCGAUUUCCGAGUCGUUGGAAAAGUUCUCAAACAGCAGUACCGUCGGGCGGUUCUGGUAGAUCAAUCGAACUUUGGCAACGGUCCUCCGAUGAUCGUCUACCAUAAACCAAAGAAGCGAAAACACGCCCUCAAUCUUCGGCCACCGCGACGUACCAAGGACAAGCCCCAUCAGAUGGUUCCGAUCAAUCGAGCCAAUCGCAAGAUGGAGAACGCCUUGUUCUACUACCAAAGAUCGCCGAAUUUCUGCGAACGUGAUCACAUUUCUGACAUUCCUGGAACUGUUGGCCGUCGGUGCAACCGAACGAGCAACGGAAGCGACGGUUGUGGAUCGAUGUGCUGCGGCCGAGGCUACAAUCUAAUCCGGGAAAAGCGGGUGGACCGUUGCAACUGCAAAUUCCACUGGUGUUGCUAUGUAGAGUGCGACGAUUGUGAAAUCGAAGAGUGGAUUAGUGUUUGCAAUUGAGGACAAAUUGUUUUCGACCCUUUUUCCCUCGCCCGUACGCCACUUCAAGUUAUCUAGUUACGCAACGAUGCAUUGGAGCGGACCUCAGCUAACUCCAUCAAGUGGUAACAAAUCUAGAGUGAGAUAAAAAUUUAAUUGCAACCGCGUGCGUCGAAUACUGAAGAUUGAAAUCGAAGGAUGCAAGAGUAGUGCCCGCGAGCCGCCACCGCCAUCCAGCGAAGUGAACGGAUUGUGUUUACCGUUGACACAAACGAGCUAGCGGAAAGCAAUCGAGUGACUUUAAUUAAUGUUGGAAUAAACUAUUUCGACCAAACAUGAGCGAUUCAGGACACGGCAUGUUCUCUCGACGACAGUAUUACCUAUACAAAGUGUAAUAGAUUUACCGACAACCACCAACUACUAAUCGUAGCUAAUCGUAAUUAUUGUACAUUGAUUAACCUCCAUCGUGUAUUUCAUUGAAGUUUUUAUUUUAAGUAAGUUAGUUUAAUUUAUUUGUUUCGCUGUACCUGUAUAUAAUGUUCGCAGUAAAUUUAGGACUCGUAUAAGCCGAUAGAUUGGACAGAUUGCUGUAAGAUGACAGAAGGCGAAACGGAUUGAAACUUACCUCUGUUUCGUAAUACAAACAGAUCACAAUAAUAGUCGCUUGAAGUAUACUAAACCACUAAUUUCGAGUAAUGUUGCGAAGUGACCUAAAGGAAUUGUUUAGCUUAGACAUACACGCUGCCCAGUUGCAUUAUUGAUCACACUUUAAUUUAUUGAAUAAACGAAU